CGGACGUUAGAUGACUUCCGGAAAACGGCCUCGGAGGGCGGAGCAGCUCUGCUCGGGGCCUCUGAUUUGUGGUUCCAGUUAAUGGACGGCGACUGGAGCCAAUAGGAACGAGGGGACGAGCCGGGCCGGGGGCUGUGGGGAACUGGCCAAGAAUCAGGGAGUUUUCCCACCCGAGAUCCCCGUCUGCCUUUCCCCUCGGGGACUGGAAUGUUGCCCCGCGGGGAGACCGCCGCCCUCUUCUGGGGUCACCCCUGGACCUGAAAGACGACGUCAAGGCGCUCCAUCGACCUGAUCUGCCGCUGCUGCCAUGUUCCCCGUGAAGGUGAAGGUGGAGAAAGCAGAGCUGGAGAUGACCAAAGCCCGGAGCCACCUGGACGCCGUGCUGCAGUGCCUGCUGGAGAAGAGCGACGUGGACCGGGAGCCACUGGAAGAUGAAACCGGGAAGACACCCGCAGAUGCCCACAGCAAGGAGAUCUCCCCCUCGGCAGCCGGCAAACGCCCUUCCGCCCGCCUCUCCCAUCACCGGCGGAAGAAACGGAAAGAAAUGGAGGAGGGUCUCCCCGAGGGGGGACAGCAGCGAUCCAACACCUAUGUCAUCAAGUUGUUCGACCGCAGCGUGGACCUAGCCCAGUUCGGCGAGAACACCCCCCUCUAUCCCAUCUGCCGCGCCUGGAUGCGAAACAGCCCCACGGUGCGGGAGCGCGAGGCGUCCCCCAGCCCCCCGCUGCCCCUUCUGCCCGAGGACGAAGAGGGGGCCGAGGUGUUGAACGGGAGGAACCGGGAUGUGUACAGCUUGCCCCCCCCCGCCGCCCCCUGCCCGGGGGGGGAGGUCUCCAGCCCCCGCAUCCCUUCUCCCCUGCAGCCAGAGGCCCAGGGGGCCCCAGACGCGACUCCGGAGUCGGACCCUUCCAUGUCCGCCCUCAUCCACCGCAACAUGGAGCGCUGGAGAAUGGUCCGCCAGAGGUGGAAGGAAGCAUCCCAGAGGAACCAGCUUCGUUACGCGGACAGUAUGAAGAUUCUCCGGGACAUGUACGAGCGGCAGUGACUGCUCCGCCCCCUCCCCCGCCGCCAAUAAACUCGUUCCUCUCCCCCGGACCCGCCCCUGCGGGGGGAGAGGGAGACACGCCUCA
Messenger RNA from Ornithorhynchus anatinus (platypus), 1130 nucleotides. It is a transcript of the gene LIN37, whose product is annotated as lin-37 DREAM MuvB core complex component. The coding region runs from base 308 to 1045 and encodes 245 amino acids. The transcript has 9 exons. Gene Ontology annotation, cellular component: Myb complex; transcription repressor complex. The record is from RefSeq and is a predicted model, not a curated record. Gene Ontology annotation, biological process: negative regulation of transcription by RNA polymerase II. Lineage: Eukaryota; Metazoa; Chordata; Mammalia; Monotremata; Ornithorhynchidae.